UAUUAGAAAAUAUAGAAUAAAUCAUGGUAUCACUCAUUGCUGUGUGAGAAUGGAUGCAUGUGUCGUGUCAUUUUGCGUAUGUUCACGUUUCCAUUUAAGGAUGCACCAAUCUGACCUUUUCAUUCCUGAUACCUGAGAUUUGGGCUUAUCAGCCGAUUAUUACCGUUCCAAUGCGAUUCUUCUAUUAUUUUUAAUAGCCCCCGUUUCAUAAAGGGGGCCUACUGAGAAGCGUUUAGCUGGCUUUAGGUCGGGAGAUGUAGAUAAACUGUGACAUCUAAUAAAAGCACUGCAGAAAUGACAUUUAUUAAUAUAUUCAGACAGCCUAUAAACCAUCUCUUAGAAUGUUUUUCAAGGUAGACUUGAUCGAGACAUACUAUUAAAGAUGGCAGAAUUUAAUAGAGUUAUAAUCACAUCUGUAUAAAAUAUAAUUUAAAAAAUAAAGCACAUGACCACAAUAAUAUCAAGUGUUUAGAUAAGGCAGAGAGUUGUUUAACUGAUGCCCAUAUCUCUGUCAAACACAUCAAUUAGUUGUAAUGGGUAGUAUCAUCGUGAGUUGUUUACUUCUGGAUUUUGUGAUUCAUAAUGUUUUGGACUUUUUGUUUUUUUGUGUGUAUUCUUUAACCUUCUCUGUCAUCAGCAGUGGUGGAAAGUGAGUAGAACUGAAAAGUAUACGUACCCAAGUUUAGCCCACUUAAGUAGAUCCAUUUAAUGUAACUGUAUACCUCUACUCAGAUUACUAAAAUAUAACCAACAAAUGUAAAGAUAUUUCAUCAUAGAUUAAGCAACACAGCAGGAUAUUAAAUUGCCACGCAUUACAUCAUCUAUCAAUGAUCGCAAUCCAAUCAUUUAAAAAACAUUACUCUGAAAAGGGUUCAUUCUGCACAAUUUAAGCAUAUCAUUAAGUUAAUAUUUACCUUCGCAUUGAAAAUGCGGAAGGUUAUGUUUUGAUCGCCGUGUAUUUAUUUAUAUAUUUGUAUGCGUGUUACUCGCAUAACUCAAAAAGUAUUAAACCGAAUCGCAUGAAAUUUGUUGGGAUGAUUGGUUAUUAUCCGGGGACCAUUUGAUUAGAUUUUGGGAUCGAUCGGGUCAAAGGUCAAGGUCAUGGAAAGGUCAACAUCUUCAUUUUACCAUAGCGCGGUCAAUUUUUAUCCAAUUGGCAUGCAACUAAUGCCAACAUGUUCAUAAUUCAAUGCCCAAUAUUGUGAUAUGCGAAGGUAUGCGCUCUACCGAGUGCCCGUUCUAGUUUGUGUAUACUUUGAUCUGGAACACAGUAUUUCUAACCUGUGAUACCAGAAACAAAUGUUCAAGGCCACAGAUUAGAGACUGCAUUCAUAAAACAAUACAAUAAACUUAAACUAAGUGUGAGAUACGCACAUCUCUGGCACUGAGAGCCCGACGUGUACCAGCUUGUUUGGGCCCAGUUAAUCCGGUCUGGGAACCAGGUGUCAAACACAAUUACGAGGCGACGUUCACGACUCUCCUCCUUCGAGGCUUCGCUCCGGGUUUUCUCGCCCACCUCACGGACUGCAGGCAUUCCCGACAGCAAAGAUGGCGGCCGAGCGGCGUUGAGCCUUCUCCGUAAUGAGUUACCAAAUUUGGUACAUUUGUUGAGUUUUCUCCCGACUAAGGAAACCGAGUCCACGCCGAUAAACUCGUCUCUUGAAAGAGAUGUUGUGAGCCCGAAAAAUAAUCCCGAUAGUUAUUUUCUUCUUCCUCUCCGUUGUAGCGCUGGGUGCUUGUCGCCGGAGCUAACUAGCCCGUACGUACUGUCGUUGUAAAAUGGCUCCGGUGCAGUUUGGGUCCGACGGGCAGCUCGUCCCGCUCGGGGGUCCGGUCGUCUCGGGUCUGCAGCCGCCGCCGCCCGGGACGCCGGCCACGCAGGGGGUCCGGCUCAGCCUGCUGAUUGAAUUUCUUCUCCAGAGGACCUACCACGAAAUUACGCUUCUGGCAGAACUGCUUCCCAGGAAAACUGACAUGGAGAGGAAAAUUGAGAUCGUCCAGUUUGCCAGCCGCACCAGGCAGCUGUUUGUGCGUCUGCUGUCCCUCGUGAAGUGGGCCAGCAAUGCAGGGAAAGUGGAGAAAUGUGCGAUGAUUUCCAGCUUUCUGGAUCAGCAGACCAUCCUGUUCGUGGAUACGGCCGACAGGCUGGCGUCGCUGGCCCGAGAUGCCCUGGUGCACGCUCGUCUGCCCAGCUUCGCCAUCCCCUUCGCCAUCGAUGUUCUCACCACGGGGACGUACCCACGCUUACCCACGUGCAUACGAGACAAGAUCAUUCCUCCAGACCCCAUCACGAAGGUGGAGAAGCAGACCACCCUGAGCCAGCUUAAUCAGAUUCUGAGACACCGCCUCGUCACCACAGAUUUACCACCCCAGCUAGCAAACCUCACAGUCGCGAAUGGGCGUGUAAAGUUCCGCGUGGAAGGAGAGUUUGAGGCCACCUUGACGGUGAUGGGAGACGACCCCGACAUCCCCUGGAGACUUCUGAAGUUGGAGAUUCUGGUUGAGGACAAAGAAACUGGAGACGGCCGCGCCCUGGUCCACAGUUUGCAGGUGAACUUCAUCCACGAGUUGGUCCAGGCACGUCUAUGUGCGGAUGAAAAACCCCUCCAGGACAUGUACAACUGUUUGCACUCCUUCUGCCUGUCCCUGCAGCUGGAGGUGCUCCACUCGCAGACCCUGAUGUUGAUCAGAGAGCGAUGGGGAGACCUGGUGCAGGAGGAGAGAUACAUGCCCGCAAAAUACCUCACGCUGACCGUCUGGAACCAACAGGUGUUGGGGAGGAAAACGGGUACAGCCUCAGUGCAUAAAGUCACGGUCAAGAUCGACGAAUCGGAUGGAUCCAAGCCAUUACAAAUAUCUCACGAGCCUCCGCUCCCUGCCUGCGACCCCAAAUUAAUGGAGAGAGCCAUGAAGAUUGAGCAUCUGUCGGUGGAGAAGCUUCUGAUCGACAGUGUGCAUGCGCGGUCCAAUCAGAAGCUCCAGGAGCUGAAGGCCAUUCUGAAGACCAACAAUUCCAACGACAAAUCGUUCAUCGAAACUGCUCUGCCCACCCUCGUUAUUCCGAUUCUCGAGCCCUGCGGUCGCUCGGAGUGCUUACACAUUUUUGUAGACCUGCAUUCUGGCAUGUUCCAACCCAUGCUGUAUGGAUUAGAUCAGUCCAUGCUGGACGACAUUGAAAAGACCGUUAACGAUGAUAUGAAGCGCAUCAUAUCCUGGCUUCAACAACUGAAGUUCUGGUUGGGGGAGCAGCGCUGUCGGCAGUCCGUGAAACACCUUCCCACCGUGUGCACCGACGUCCUUCACCUGUCCAACUCGGCUACCCAUCCCGUCGGCGGCCUGUCCAAACACAAACUCUUCAUCAAGCUCACGCGUCUUCCGCAGUAUUACAUUGUGGUGGAAAUGCUAGCAGUGCCGAGCAGCCCCACAGCGAUGCAGUACAAGUACUCGUUCCUGUCCGUUUCCCACCUGGAAGGAGACGAAGGACCCAUGUGCGCUCAGCUCCUGCAGCACUUCAAACCCAACCUGGAGCACCUCGUUCAGGACACGACGGGGAGAGGGGCCCGACCCGGCACGAAGAGAAAGGUAACCGGGGAUCAGGCGGAACCAGAGCCGAAGAAGCCAAAGCGCUCUGGAGAAAUGUGUGCCUUCAACAAAGAGCUGGCUCACCUCGUGGCGAUGUGCGACACCAACAUGCCCUUCACUGGCCUCAGGACGGAGCUGUCCAACAUGGAGAUCCCAAACCAGGGCGUCCAAGUGGAGGGAGAUGGCAGCAGUCAUGCGAUACGUCUGCUAAAGAUUCCUCCUUGUAAAGAUGUCGGAGAGGAGACCAGGAGGGCGCUGGAGAGGUCCCUGCUGGACUGCACCUUCCGGCUGCAGGGCAGGAACAACCGAACCUGGGUGGCCGAACUGAUGCUGGCCAACUGCCCUCUCAACAGCACCCACAGCAAGGAGCAAGCCUCCACCCGACAUGUGUAUCUGACCUACGAGAACCCUCUGUCGGAGCCAGUGGGCGGCCGCAAGGUGGUGGAGAUGUUCCUCAACGACUGGAACGCCAUCAGCCAGCUCUACCAGUGCGUCCUCAACUUCUCUCGAACGCUGCCAGAGAUGCCAUCUUACCUGAGCCUGUUUUCAGAGGUGCGGCUGUACAACUACCGCAAGCUGGUGCUGUGCUACGGCACCACCAAGGGCAGCUCCGUCACCAUCCAGUGGAACUCCAACAGCCAGCGGUUCCACCUGGCCCUCGGCACCGUGGGGCCCAACUCCGGCUGCUCCAACUGCCACAACAUCAUUCUCCAUCAGCUGCAGGAGAUGUUCAACAAGAGUCCCAACGUGAUGAUGCUGCUGCAGGUGCUCUCGGACACGCAGGCCCCUCUGAACGCGAUCAACAAGCUCCCCACGGUGCCCAUGCUGGGCCUGACCCAGCGCACCAACACCGCCUACCAGUGCUUCUCCAUCUUGCCCCAGUCGCCCACGCACAUCCGCCUGGCGUUCAGGAACAUGUACUGCAUCGACAUCUACUGCCGCAGCCGCGGCGUGGUGGCCAUCAGAGACGGAGCCUACAGUCUUUUCGACAACACCAAGAUCGUCGAGGGCUUCUACCCUGCUCCCGGACUCAAGACAUUCCUGAAUAUGUUUGUAGACAGUAACCAGGACGCUCGCCGGCGCUCCGUCAACGAGGACGAUAACCCGCCCUCGCCGGUGGUCGCCGACGUGAUGGACAGUCAGCCGCAGCCGCAGACGAUGAGAGGCGGCGCGGGGGGCGUCUACCCGCCUCUCACCUCGCCGCCGCCAAAUUACCACGCCAACGUCACGCCAUCGCCGUCCAUGAUGCCCACCCAGUCGCCAGGGAACAUCCAUGCCUCUGGCUCCCCUAGUGGAGCUCUGAGGGCGCCUUCUCCUUUCGGCCCCACCCCAUCUCCGUCUUCUCUGGGCAUAGCCAUGGGCCCCACCAGCUUUGCCAGUCCCCACGGUGCUCUGGACCCCAGCUCGCCGUACGCCAUGGUGUCUCCCAGCCACAGGGGCCAGUGGCCAGGCUCACCCCAGGUGUCGGGGCCUUCUCCUGGGGCGAGGAUCCACGGCAUGUCCCCUGGGAACCCAUCGCUGAACUCGCCCAUCCCCGACCCUCAUUCUCCACGUGCCGGAACCAGUUCACAAGUCAUGCCGACCAGUAUGCCUCCCCCCCGCAAGCUACCUCAGCGCCCCUGGGCUGCCUCCAUUCCCACCGUCCUUACCCACAAUGCCUUGCACGUACUUCUGCUCCCGUCACCCACUCCCUGCCUGGUGCCGGGCCUGACGGGGAGCUACCUCUGCUCGCCGCUCGAGCGCUUCCUGGGGUCGGUCAUCAUGAGGCGGCACCUCCAGAGGAUCAUCCAGCAGGAGUCCAACUUGUCCAUCGUGAACUCCAAUGAGCCGGGCGUCAUAAUGUUCAAGACGGAUGUGCUCAAGUGCCGCGUGGCUCUCAACCCAAAGAACUACCAGACGCUGCAGCUCAAAGUCACUCCGGAAAAUGCAGGUCCCUGGUCCCAGGAGGAGUUCCAGGUGCUGGAGAAGUUCUUUGAGACGCGGGUUGCUGGUCCUCCCUUCAAAUACAACACUCUGAAUGCCUUCACCAAGCUGCUGGGGGCGCCCACCAACAUCCUGAGGGACUGUGUGCGCAUCAUGAAGCUCGAACUGUUCCCUGAACAGGCCGCUCAGCUGAAGUGGAACGUCCAGUUCUGCCUCACCAUCCCUCCCAGUGCCCCCCCCAUCGCUCCUCCUGGGACCAUCGCGGUGGUGCUCAAGUCCAAGAUGCUCUUCUUUUUGCAGCUGACUCAGCGUAUCCCAGCGGCCCAGGAGCCGGUGAGCAUCAUCGUGCCCAUCGUGUACGACAUGUCCACCGGCCUCACGCAGCAGGCCGACAUCCCCCGGCAGCACAGCUCCUCCGGCGCCGCGGCGCUCAUGGUCUCCAACAUCCUGAAGAGGUUCAACGAGAUGCACCCGGCCCGACAGGGCGAGUGUACGAUAUUCGCAUCCGUUCACGAGCUGAUGGCCAACCUCUCUCUACCCCCCGGCACCCGUCAGUAGAAAACGACGACGCGCUCGAGAGUCCCGGAAGUCCAGCGGAGUCCCCCUCGAGACCGAGGACCGGUCCACCUCCGAGCUGAGGAGAAAAAAGGAAAGCGACAGCCGUGAUCCCAAGAUGUCAAAAUCCAGCCCGUCUCUCUCUCUUUCCGCUUCAGCCACUGGACUCUUGAACCGACGGGAAGAUGCUCUUUUGAAAAUAAUUUAAAUAUGUACAGUUGUGGACCACAGUCUUUAUUCUUGAUAGGAGCUCACACAGAAGAUGUGCCGUUGAGCGAGAUCAUGACGAUGAACGGGGGAGGGGGGGGGGAUACAUGUUGUUUUUUUCCUCCAGGUGCACUUGUAAACAAGAUUAUCUAUUGAAAUUAAGGUUGUUUACGGACAUAUGUAUUAUAUUGUAUAUUUGAGUGUUGAACAGAAUCAGGUGAGUUAGAGUUUUUGCUAGAGAAGUCUUCAGGUUUUUUUUCGCCAGACUGAUAUUAUUUUAGUAUCAGGAUAGCACAUUAUUUAAAUGUUUUCUUUCCUUUAAUUUGCCAAUACCUCUGCAUUUUUAUUUCAAACUUUCACUUUGGAUACUGCAAAAACUGUGACAAACUUUAUACGCCAGUUGUAUUUUAUUAAGACCCAUUUUGAGUCCCGAUGGGGGGGAUUUGAGACUUCCUGUCUGACUUUGCUAUUUAAUAAACCGAGCCCGGAGUUGG
Molecule: messenger RNA, 6761 nt
Organism: Pseudoliparis swirei
Lineage: Eukaryota; Metazoa; Chordata; Actinopteri; Perciformes; Liparidae
Gene: med14
Product: mediator complex subunit 14
Exons: 29
Coding region: 1780-6063 (1427 amino acids)
Biological process (GO): regulation of transcription by RNA polymerase II
Cellular component (GO): mediator complex; core mediator complex
Molecular function (GO): transcription coregulator activity
Source: RefSeq, a predicted model, not a curated record